Messenger RNA from Xyrauchen texanus (razorback sucker), 2268 nucleotides. Its product is annotated as homeobox protein Hox-C11a-like. Bases 482 to 1540 code for a protein of 352 amino acids. The transcript is spliced from 2 exons. The record is from RefSeq and is a predicted model, not a curated record. Lineage: Eukaryota; Metazoa; Chordata; Actinopteri; Cypriniformes; Catostomidae. Gene Ontology annotation, molecular function: RNA polymerase II cis-regulatory region sequence-specific DNA binding; DNA-binding transcription factor activity, RNA polymerase II-specific. Gene Ontology annotation, cellular component: nucleus. Gene Ontology annotation, biological process: regulation of transcription by RNA polymerase II; anatomical structure development.
AAGGCAUAUUUGCUUUUCCAACCAUAUAUAUAUUUGAAAUGCUUACAAACUAUAAUGUGACAUGGAACCUUAUAAAAAUAUAUAUACUGUAAAUAAGCAAACCUGGAGCCCGAGCCUUGACUACUAACAGCGUAAUCAACACUACAAUAAAAGAUCAUACCAUUCAAAAAAUUAAAUGUUAUUAUUUUAAAUUUAAUCGUUUUGUCACACUCGAAAAACAUAGAUUAGUACAUACAUACAUCACAAAAUACAUUAAACAAAAUGUCUUACCUCAAACUCAUAAAAUCUGAAUUACUCCGUGUGCAGGCUCUAACAUACACACUAACGAAUAGAAAAUACUUCCUUAAUUCUUAAAACAGUCGUAAUCUAUUAAAACAUUUUUACAGCAUAGUCUUGCAUGAUUUGAAAAUUAAUCGUUUAAAUCUCACAGAUCUUACCCAACUGAACCACUCCUACGCAUCCAUGUGUUCCAAAUUGAUAUAUGACAAUAUCUACUUUCGAUCACGUGUUACGGGGCGACUUAGACGGAUUGCGCGUCAUCUCGCCUUCCCAAAUUUUCUCCUUCUGCAGCUCGAAUCCAAAACAUCAUAUCUGUGGCACAGACUACAGGGGAAAGAUGUUUAACUCGGUAAAUCUGGGCAACUUCUGCUCCCAGACGCGUAAAGACCGGACGUCCGAGUUUGGGGACAGGACAGGCUGUGCCUCUAACAUCUACCUCCCCAGCUGCACCUACUACGUUCCAGAAUUUUCCGCCGUCUCUUCGUUCCUUCCACAGGGCCCCUCUCGGCAAAUCACAUACCCCUAUUCCACAAAUCUAUCUCAAGUGCAACCGGUGCGAGAUGUUUCUUAUGGUCUCGACCCGUCCAGCAAAUGGCACCACAGAACCAACUAUGCAUCUUGCUACUCUGGAGAAGACUUGGUGCAUAGAGACGGUCUUCCGUCAUCCACCAUGACAGAAAUGCUCAUGAAAAACGAGAGUGUGUACAGCCACCACCACAACCAGCAUCAUCCGAACUAUAACCACCCCUCUACCGGUUUCUACGCCGGCGUAGGGAAAAAUAACGUUCUUCCUCAAGGUUUUGACCGCUUUUUUGAAACCGCGUAUUCUAGCACGGACAGUCAGUCAGAUCAUUGUUUACAAAAGAGCGAGAUAGACAAAUUAGAGACUUCAACCCAGCAACCCGCAACUGUUUCUGCAGGGCAGGAGCCAGAAAGGGACCCAGAAGCUGAGGAGGAAAAUACAAAUUCGGGCUCAUGUACUUCAGCAGCAACUAAGGAUGGGAACGCGAGCAAGAGCAGCCACUCGAGUACCCCGCGCACAAGAAAGAAGAGGUGUCCAUACUCCAAGUUUCAGAUUCGAGAACUGGAGCGAGAAUUUUUCUUUAACGUUUACAUCAACAAGGAGAAACGGCUGCAGCUGUCCAGAAUGUUGAACCUCACCGACAGACAAGUCAAAAUAUGGUUUCAAAAUCGUAGAAUGAAAGAAAAGAAAUUAAGCAGAGAUCGCUUGCAGUAUUUCUCUGGGAAUCCGUUGCUGUAAUUGUUGAAACGCGUUUCCUUUUAUUUUAUAUUUCAGCAAACACUAAAUACAUAUGUAUAAAUAUUCUCAAUCUACUUAAACUAUAAUAAUAGGGUGUUAUAAAGGACAGCAACAGUACUCAAGUGUUCUCAGCAUUUUCAGCCAUUGGAAACAGGAUAGAAAUGAUAGAAGGAGAGGAGAGGCAGAGAAAAAUAAUUUAAUAAGUGUCCAAUUAAACUGGCAUUUCUAGUUUGUGUUUCACUAACUGAAGUAAAAAAAAAAAAAUAUGUGCAUGUCACGUCUUUGACGUAAAAUUAUAAAAACCUUAAUUUGAAAAUGGUCACAAAAUAGCCUACUAUAAUAUAUUGUAACAUUUUACCGUUAUGCAUUUCUGUUUGUAUAUAUGUAAAUUAAAAAACACUUGACUCUGGCUCGAACCUGGAGAUGUCAUACAUUUUUACAUUUUCACCUUUUAGAACUGUGAAUUAUAAAAUCUGUAAUAAUCUAUUGCUUGUACAGAAAGUAUGCAAUGUGCAUUCGUGAAUGUAAAUAUAAUGUUAUUUUGAGUAUCAUCACCCUAUCCCUGCUGCUAUUUUUCUUUACAUUGCCUUUGCAACGUUAUGAGCUUUGUUAUUUGUUUCUUUAAAUUAUUUACAGUCUUGCUGUACGCCCGAAGUUCUCCUGUUUUAUGGAGGAAAAGCCCAGCUAUCAGAAUGGUCCUGCACAUAUUAAUCAGAAAUAAACACUAA